This is a messenger RNA of Pocillopora verrucosa, 622 nucleotides long. Its product is annotated as DNA-binding transcriptional regulator BolA. The record is from RefSeq and is a predicted model, not a curated record. Gene Ontology annotation, cellular component: mitochondrion. Lineage: Eukaryota; Metazoa; Cnidaria; Anthozoa; Scleractinia; Pocilloporidae.
GCUUUGCCAGUUUGCUUCAAGGCGACACGAUCUAAACAUUCUGUCGUCGAUCGUUCUGUGCUGGGGUAGAAACCAUUAUCGAAGUGUUUCGACAAAGCAUUUAUCCAUGAUCAGAGGUAAUCUGACUAGGAUAUUUCGAGCCACUGUACACCCAAGAAAUAAAAAUCUGUUAUCAACUGCAUCUCAGGCCAUGAUGUCAGUCCAGCAAUCAAUUACUGAAAAACUAACAAAGGAAUUCAAGCCUGUCUAUUUAGAUGUAAUGAAUGAAAGUUACAUGCAUAAUGUUCCAAAAGGUUCAGAAACCCAUUUUAAGGUUGUGGUGGUAUCUUCAAAUUUUAAUGACAAACCGUUAAUUCAGAGACACAGAUUGGUCAAUGAAGUCCUAAAGGAAGAGUUGGCCACUGGGGUCCAUGCUCUAUCUAUACAGGCCAAAACUCCAGAACAGUGGGAAAGUAGCACAAAGACAGUACCCAAGUCACCCCCUUGUAUGGGGGGCAGCAAAAGAUGAAAAGAACACUCUAUUGAUGGAAGUUUUAGCCAUUUAGUUUGAGUCUGUAAAUAAAAAAUAAAUGGAAUUUUUAUAUUGUGUUGUUAAGUCAAGAAUUAAUUUUCUAUGAAUUUA